Molecule: messenger RNA, 1026 nt
Organism: Rangifer tarandus platyrhynchus (Svalbard reindeer)
Lineage: Eukaryota; Metazoa; Chordata; Mammalia; Artiodactyla; Cervidae
Source: the annotation of a GenBank genome assembly
AUGACGCACACGCACAGGGCCGUUUGGUGGGCGACAGCGCGCAUUCACAAUUGCCGCCCACCGGCAUUUGCUCCUGCUAAGGGAAGACAGGCGAUGAAAAAGGGUCUCUUGCACCAGUUGGAGACCACCGUUGUCCAGUACAAGAGUAAUGAGGAGACGAAAGUGAUGUUCAGUCGUUACGCACGUCGUUCAACGGCUUCUAGACUGGGUGAAACAAGUGGGCACGUCAAGGUUGCCUCGGCAGCGAAGACGGGAAACUGGGCGCGAAGCACUGACAAGGAUAAGAAUAAGACACUUCAACACCAGAAGAUGUUGCUCUGCAGCCCUAUGUGGAGACGUGAGAUAUGCUGCAUUCUGAGCACAUCAUAUCAUGGCCGCACGCUACGCCGUGAUCCGCCCGCGCUUGUUUCUAAACAGAGCGAAAGCUGUCUUCUUCGCGAAGAGGUGUCUCGCCCUCGGUUGUGGCUCCUUCAGCAGCAGGAGGUGUUUCAGGUGGUGCGGCUGUUGCAGGAGCAGAACUCGCUGCUUCACCUUCAGCAGCAGGGGCUGCCAUCGAGUGGUGGGCAAGACGAGAAGCAGUCUCGAUUAAUUCCGCAGAAAAGCAAGUAUGCUUCUCACAGAUGCCUCGUCUCCCUCCCCAGCCUUCUAGGGAAAAGCGCAAAAACUACACCAUGCGGACGUGCUGCACGGCUGCGCAGGCGCGUACAAAUCCGCGACGUUUACGGCGUGGCAGACUUCCGUGACUACGUAGGCGAGAUGCUGCGUGACGCACUUGUGUUGAGCACUUCACCGACCGGUUCAAAACACGAGCAUGGAACUCGUCUUCCUUCUUUCCGUCUCGCUGCCCUGAUGCUCAAGCCAGUCAGCAAAGACUCUGACUGCAUCUUCAUCCACGGCCCAGCAAACCCUUCUCGGCGAGUACCGACGGCCCCUUUGAAAAAUUCCGCCUGUGGCUCUAGUAGAUUUUCCCUGAGUUCUAUGCACCACUGUCGUUCGACUGCAGCGCUCCGUGCCAGGGACGAUUGA